AUGUAUGGAUUAAAUGCUGCCCCAGCUAUUUGGCAGCGCUAUGUUGAGGGAUUAUUUCAGGGGAUCGAAGGAAUUAAAAUUUUUAUGGAUGAUGCUCGAGUGACAGGACCGGAUGAUCAGUCUCAUUUAAAAGCAUUGGAAAUAUUUUUCAAAAAAUGCAAGGAGCACGGCCUAAAAUUAAACUUAACUAAAAUGGCUACUUUCAAAUCGAAAAGAGGACUUCCUAUCCUCACAGCCAUCCGACUCUUACAUUAUACACUGAUAUUGCAAGUAUAUCAGUUUGAUAUUGUGUAUCGAAAUACCAAGGAACACGGUAAUGCUGACUACCUGUCGCGCCUACCUCUUAAGUCCGAAGAUUUAAGCAUUAAGGAUGAUGUUGAAAUAUUCCAACUCUCCCAAAUUGAAACUCUUCCGGUAACAGCUAGGGAGAUAGCUCGGGAAACGCGAGCUGAUGAAGAAUUAAAUAGUCUUUAUAUGAAAUUAAAAUCUGGAGAAAGUUUGGAAGGUAGGGAAGCAGAGUACACCUUACAAGAUGACUGUAUAAUGAGUGGUCAGAGGGUAGUUGUUCCGAAAAAACUCCGAGUUAAAAUUCUCGAAGAGUUACACCAAGGACAUUUAGGAAUCGUUAAAAUGAAGGCAAUCGCCAGAUCCUACGUCUUUUGGAAGGGAAUUGAUCAUGAUAUUGAAGAAGUUUCUAGGAACUGUGUCGAUUGUAUUAAGUUCAAAUCAGAUCCAGUAAGGGCAAGGGUCCAUCACUGGGAAUAUCCAAGUGCGCCUUGGGAACGCAUUCACGUAGAUUUUGCAGGCCCUAUUUUUGAACGAAUGUUCUUGAUUAUCAUUGACGCACAUUCUAAAUGGCUAGAAGUGUAUACCUUAAAGUCAACAAAUUCCUUUCAGACAAUUGAAUGUUUGAGAGACUGUUUUGCAAGAUACGGACUGCCUUUAGUAGUAGUGAGUGACAAUGGUCCUCAGUUCACAUCGGGGGAAUUUGAAACUUUUAUAAGGAAUAAUGGAAUUAAACACAAAACGUGUGCUCCAUUUAAACCACCGGCAAGUAACGGGCAAGCAGAGCGGUACGUUUACACCGUUAAACAAGCAUUACGUGCAAUGCAAGGUUAUCCAGGAAAUAUUAAGCAAAAACUUGCCAUAUUCCUCAUGAAUUAUAGAAAGGCACCGAACAUGACAACCUUGUUAAGUCCAGCAAUGUUAUUCUUAAAAAGAGAAAUUAGAACUCGAAUUGAUUUAGUUGUUCCAAAUCUUAAACGAAGAGUGGAAGAACGCAUCCGAAGGAAUACUUAUGAUUUCAAAGACAGAAAUUUUGAGAUCGGAGAAAAGGUUGCCAUUCGGGAUUAUAGAUCGGCAAAUUCCCGAUGGAAAAUUGGCAGAGUGACAAACAAGGAUGGAGCGCUGCAUUAUACCAUUGACGUUCAAGGAACUUUACUGCGCCGGCACGUCGAUCAGAUCAGAUCGGUAGGGAGCGAGGUUCCGUCUGCACCGGUAAUCUAUGAACCUCGUAUGGCUGCUACUUCAGAUGGCAACGUGAAGCCACAGGCUCCGGACAAGGACAUCGAACAAAGAAGUGAAGCUUGUGCAAACUUCAGCCGGACUUGA
Messenger RNA from Stegodyphus dumicola, 1611 nucleotides. RefSeq lists its product as uncharacterized. Lineage: Eukaryota; Metazoa; Arthropoda; Arachnida; Araneae; Eresidae. The record is from RefSeq and is a predicted model, not a curated record.